GUCGGAAGUGCAUCGUACCCGGGUCUGUCCGGGCGUUGAGGGAUUGAGGCCUGGGAACGCUGGGUCCCCGGCAGCCGAGAAGCCGGUGACUGGGCUGAGCGGCACCAUCCCAGCCCUGGGGCCUGCUGACUGCGAACCCGGAGCGUUGCUAUCCUUCACCGGACUGUCAGGCUCUGCGCGCCCCGCGGAGGUCGGCGGCGACCAGCAGCGACUGCGGAGCGACGGCGGGCGGCCCCGGGCAUGUACGCCCCCGGAGGCGCAGGGCUGCCCGGCGGGCGCCGGCGGAGGAGCCCGGGAGGCAGCGCUCUGCCCAAGCAGCCGGAGCGUAGCCUGGCCUCGGCCCUGCCUGGCGCCCUGUCUAUCACGGCGCUGUGCACUGCCCUCGCCGAGCCCGCCUGGUUGCACAUCCACGGAGGCACCUGUUCGCGCCAGGAGCUGGGGGUCUCCGACGUGUUGGGUUAUGUGCACCCGGACCUGCUGAAAGAUUUCUGCAUGAAUCCCCAGACAGUGCUGCUCCUGCGGGUCAUCGCCGCCUUCUGUUUCCUGGGCAUCCUGUGUAGUCUCUCCGCUUUCCUUCUGGAUGUCUUUGGGCCCAAGCAUCCUGCCCUGAAGAUCACUCGUCGCUAUGCCUUCGCCCAUAUCCUCACGGUCCUGCAGUGUGCCACCGUCAUUGGCUUUUCUUAUUGGGCUUCUGAACUCAUCCUGGCCCAGCAGCAGCAGCAUAAGAAGUACCAUGGAUCCCAGGUCUAUGUCACCUUCGCCGUUAGCUUCUACCUGGUGGCAGGAGCUGGUGGAGCCUCAAUCCUGGCCACGGCAGCCAACCUCCUGCGCCACUACCCCACAGAGGAAGAGGAGCAGGCGCUGGAGCUGCUCUCAGAGAUGGAGGAGAACGAACCCUACCCGGCGGAAUAUGAGGUCAUCAACCAGUUCCAGCCACCCCCUGCCUACACACCCUAAUGCCAGCCUUGGGCUCUCUUCCUCAGCAGCCCCUCCCUCAACUCUGCAGCUCCUCUUGCACCCAGAGGAGCUCCUUUCCCCAGCAGGCCUCACUGGUAGGAUCCUGACCAUCUUCUCCAAACCUUCCCCAGGAGAUACUCUGCCUUUAGGGUCAUCCAAGUAUCCCUGCUCUCAGAACCGGAGGUCCACUGGUUUUCUAUAAUGUACUCUUUCCCUCCUGCCACAUGCUGCCCCCUUCAUGUUCACGAGUCAUUACCAGCCAGGGAAGGUCAUCCAAGUUUCCUCCAGCAUGGGCCAUAUCUUUGGGACCGAGACUUUCCUUGGAGAGCUGCUGAGAGUGGACAGUCCCAGAAAGAAGUGUCAAAGGGCCCAAGGGAAAGGGGACUGUGCCCUGCAGGCUCACUUCACAGGGAUCAGUGUUUGCUCCACAGCUGUAGCUCUGGGCUGAUGCCCCCCAGACCCCGUCCUUCUCGGAGUGACCCGCCCCCAGGCCACCUGCUCCGGGGAGUUCUGUGCACUUUACUCUUUGGACUUCUUCUCAUGUGUGCCCUGGUUUUAUGGGGAGAGGGAAUCGCUAUUGGGAAGGCAGAGCAGUUGCUACCCUCUCUGCCCUUGCUUCAUGUGGCUGGAACCCAGGCAAGGAAAGCAGGAGCCAGCGUGAGACUGAGGCCCCCUGGUGCCUAUCAAGGACCAGAGUGAAGGGGACUACAUCUCCCAGCCCUUCACCUUUUAAAUGUGAGUGGUUUUAAAAGGAAAAAAACGAAACCAGGCAACAGCAACAAUAUUCUGUUUUUAAAAUAGGGACAAGACUUGUCACUUUUUAGACAUGUAUCCCAUUCCUUUUGGCUCUGCAAUAUUUGGGGCUGUAGCUCCUUCCAAGCCCGUGGUAGUCCCUCCCCGAGUCUCUCCCAGUAGAAUGCAGCCUCCCUUCCCUGGCCCCUUCCCUCCCAGUGACGGUGGCUCCCGGAGGCCUUCUCGUAGAACCCAGAGGGGUUGAGGACUGUGGCCUGGCUGGCGGGCCAGCGUGGUGCUCCUCAGGACUGCGGCACUGAGAUGGAACCUGGCCUCAGUUUAGGAACAGGGGCCACAACAGGGCAGGAACCCACCACCCUCCACAUAGAAAUACAACCAGUGGGGCCCCGUCACGUGAGGCGUCAGACCCACCCUAUCAGCCCAGCAGGCCGGGCUGUGUCCUUCAGACCCAGUGCUGCCCUAGACUCUGACUCGGGACUGCAGCCUGCCGCAUGCCCUCUCCUGUCUUGAAUGUACUCUGGUCUUGCAGUGUGCUGCUGAGACUUUCUUGCUCAGCCAUCACUCUGGCCACCCUGUUUGCUCUGGGUCUGGCUGAAUUUUCUGCCCUGAGUUCUGGGCAUAAAGUGGAUGAAACUUGAAAGACCUUCAGUGUAGAUCCAGAUGGCCAACCUGUCCUUGUUAAGUUACUUGCUUCUUGGGAAUCAGUGUCCAUUGCUGAGCUGAAAAGGAAAUGGAUUCCAAUCUCUUCCAACCUUUAAGGUGAUAGUUUGAGCAAGACUGGAGAAUGGACAACACUAUGAAGCUGUGGCUAGAAAGGGACUGUCAUGUCCCAUCCUUUGGCCAGAUUGACUGGGGAUGUCUGGACAGAUGCCUGCAUGGGUGGCGAGGGCCACAUCUGCACACGAGCCGGUGGCUGCUUGCAAUUCACUGCUGUGAUGCCAGAGUGUGUUCAAAAGUGACUCUCCUGCUCUUCUGGACUCUUCUCUCAGGCAAGAAAGGCUGCCGGCUGCCUGCUAUGUGAUGCCUGAGCACAAAGCCAAGGAGCUGAACUAAGUCUGUUAAGUCCUGAGUUUGUCAUUGGCAGGUUUACUUGUGGCCAGCUUUCUCUGCCCUUGGGUGUCUGAGCAGGCAGACCAGAAGACCAGGCACCGGACAUGCAUGCCAAAGGGAGCGGUCAUCUCCUGAGGACCUGUACAUGACCCUGUGGACUGUUCCGCACGAUCUGGAACCCACUUUUUAUUCACUCCCCAUGUCUCUGGCCUUCCUCUUCUUUCUCUUUUCCUCUGCCAUCCUGACACUGAUAGUUUGUCAUAUAAAUUCCCCUGGUUGUGUUUUUUUUUUUCUAGAAAAAAAUUAAAAAGGAAAACAAAACCAAAAAACCAGAAACCACGAAUAACAAUGGAAA
Messenger RNA from Symphalangus syndactylus (siamang), 3115 nucleotides. RefSeq names its product transmembrane protein 127 (gene TMEM127). NCBI's taxonomy places the organism in Eukaryota, Metazoa, Chordata, Mammalia, Primates, Hylobatidae. The record is from RefSeq and is a predicted model, not a curated record. Gene Ontology annotation, biological process: negative regulation of TOR signaling; negative regulation of cell population proliferation. Gene Ontology annotation, cellular component: membrane.